CAAUGCCUUCAAGUUGCCUUAUCUCUUCGAAUACCAACAUCCAAAACCAUACCCCCUGGCUUGGCAGACAUUGGCGACACUGAGUCUUCUUUGACGCCUACUACCUUUGAUGGGCAGUGCCGCCGAUGCAGGCCGUUCAAAAGAUGGCCAUGUAUCAAAAUAGAACUCAGAAGCGAAGGCUUGCAAAGCCCCCAUCGUCGAUCGACUGCCAUGUUCCCUAGGCUUGUGAGAAGGCCUACGAGGACGAAGCAGAGGUCUCGUCCAGAACUCAGGAGGUCGCCAGCAGAAGAAUACCACGGCCAUUUUAGGGUUCACAACACAUACCUAUGCUUCGCCCGCUAUCCUCACCGAGCUACCCUCGACGUAUAAAGCACAUACCGUGCCUACACCACCAAGCCUGUUGAGUCUCCUACACUAAGUACAAGCUACGACUUCUCUUUACCUUUCCACCUUAGGUAUAGAUCCACCUCUACUGCAUUUCAAUGUCCGAGGCGAGAGAGAAAAAAAUCAGCACUACCUCUACCUACCAGUUCUCUUUCGACCCCAUCGCGAUCUUCUCUCAGAAGAAAAAUCUUCCACUGCCUCAACCAGUACUACUUACCUCCUUCCUGCCGCUCUAAUUCAAGAUGACGUCCAUGAAACCCAAAGAAUCCUCCACAGACCCUAACGGACAUGGAUCCGGCCAUCUCCACGCCAAGCUCGUCAACGAUGCCGAAAGCGUGCUAUGCCAAUUCAGCCUGCCCGUCUGUUCCACCAAACUAAUAGACGAAGUCAUGAACGAAACACUCUCCAUUUCCUCCGGUCCAGCACAGUGGAGCGCCUAUCACCAACUAGUCAACGUCCAACGACUCCAGCUGGAAUCCCUGUUUGAUUGCGUGCUCGGUUUCAGUGGGGCCGCUUGCACCGGAUUGAAGGGAGCACCAGGAGCAGGUGGACCGGCGGGAUCAGGAUAUAGAUCGGCGGCUGUGGUGCGAUCCGACAUUUUGAGGUCUAUCCUUCUUUCGCUCGCCAGUCUCACGUUUCUUCGACUGAGUACGACCAUCACCAUGGCCACGCAUGGCCCGCAUUUGGUCGGUCCAGGUCCGCGGGUGAAUGGGGCUAUAAGUAAAAUGCAGUUGGGCAGCGCGAGGCUUGUCAAUGAGGAAGGGCUGGCGUCCCUUAAGGCUGAUUGCGAACUUAUUGUCAGGCUUAUCACCCAGCUUACUGCUCCGCCUGGGAAGAAGACAGCCAAACCAGAUUCAGAAUGAUCGUAUUUCAGGCGCUGAGUGCUGGCAAAGUACCUGAAUGGGCUACUUACGUGUAUAAGAGAGUAAGAAAAGUGUUGAUUUAGCAGAAAGAAGCGAAGAGAAAUCCAUUUGUCUACUAAAGAAUGGUAGAGUUGAAGACUGACUGUACUGAUAUUUGACCGUAGUAUCUCUGCAAUGGACGGAAAUG
This is a messenger RNA of Neurospora crassa OR74A, 1434 nucleotides long. RefSeq lists its product as hypothetical. The coding region runs from base 627 to 1247 and encodes 206 amino acids. The transcript has 2 exons. The record is from RefSeq and is a predicted model, not a curated record. NCBI's taxonomy places the organism in Eukaryota, Fungi, Ascomycota, Sordariomycetes, Sordariales, Sordariaceae.